Messenger RNA from Alternaria atra, 1557 nucleotides. RefSeq lists its product as uncharacterized. Gene Ontology annotation, molecular function: DNA strand exchange activity; structural constituent of ribosome; single-stranded DNA binding. Lineage: Eukaryota; Fungi; Ascomycota; Dothideomycetes; Pleosporales; Pleosporaceae. The transcript has 2 exons. The coding region runs from base 1 to 1557 and encodes 518 amino acids. The record is from RefSeq and is a predicted model, not a curated record. Gene Ontology annotation, cellular component: nucleus; mitochondrial large ribosomal subunit. Gene Ontology annotation, biological process: positive regulation of mitochondrial DNA replication; DNA recombination.
AUGCCUCGAUCACUUGCCCGGCUCCGGUAUAAGCCGCCACUAAAGCCCGUCACUUUCGCCAACACCGCUAGACGCAUCACUCCGCAGCAUGUUGAGCAUAUGCAAAAGCGUAUCGCCGCCUAUGUCGAGCGCCAAUCGAACCCCAAACACCUCCGGCUACAAACUGUGGUCAACGAGAAGGCGAGAAGGCAAGCGACUGGUCAGCAUGUGGUAGCGCCGAUCAAGCCCUACACCCUUCGGGAUGUUGUAGACCCAGAAGGCACUGCCAAACAUGGCGAGAUCAUCUAUAUCUUUCGCAACACCAAAUCGAAUCAAAUCAUAUACUCGCUGCAGGAACUUCUAGAUAACCACCAUCUUGAACAACUUCCCUUCAUCGGCAAGCAUUCCAAGCCGCCCGUCCUACGUCCCGAUGAAUGGGUACCGCACUGCGUCCUCACCUUCCCCACCCCAAGUCAAGGCCACAAUGCUUUCCGCAAGCUACGCGAGUUUCGAAGACUGCACGAGACUGCCUGGGAUAAGACGAACCCAGAGUGGAUCCGAAUGGACCGCAAGACUCGAAUCAAGAAGAUCAUGGACCAGCGCGCCAACACCAGCGCCGACUUGGCAGAGGUCCUGCGCAUACAAGAGGCACACGGUGCCAAGACAACGGAAGAGCAUCAAGAGCAGCAGAAGAAGGCAACGACGUUCCUAGACAAGCGAUGGGAGCAGAUCGACGCCCUAGCGAAUGCAGGACUGGCCAAGGCAAAGCCUACGGAUAACGUCAAGUGGCUCCAAGGCCAAAUACGCUCCAUGGAUCUCAAGCUAAAGAUGAAACACAACCAAAACGAAGCAGACCAGAAGAGCCUGAAAGUCGCCAAGGAGAGUCUCGAAACCCGCCUCCGGAAACUGCAAUACGCCCUCCGCAAAGCAGAGCAGUUCAAAAACCUACAAGAGGACCUCGCACGCCGGGCCGCACCCGCCAACGAACUUGGUGCUCAGGGCAAACUCGAUGAACUAAGAGAUCAAGCUCGUGUUCUCCAGGAGGCGCUAGAGAACCCAGAUCCCACGCGCUCCAAGGCAGACCUCGACAUUGACAGAGAAAUCUUAGCCGGUCACCGCAGCAAAAUUUCCAUCCUCGAACAAGCAUUUGAAGCGAAAGCCCAAGCUGAAUCCCGCGACCACUACAUUGCGCGUUCCGUCCUACCGCAAGCGCUGAAGACAUCUUCCGUCAAGCCAUAUUCCCUCGAGGGUGUUUCUGUUCGUUGGGCCGAUAUGCAAGAUGCACUCUACGCCGCUGGUCAGUGGCCCGAAGCUAUUGAACACGAGCCGUUGGAGAUACACAAGGCGAGGGGGGAGACGCUGUUGUUGAGUGCGGAGGAGUUUGAGAUCGAGAAGGGGAACGAGGUUAGGAGGGUUAUGGAAAGUUUGAAGCUGACUGAUGGGGAGUAUUUUGGUGAACAGGAUGCAGACGCGAAUGCUUAUGGAAGUUUGCCUAGCCCGAUUGUAGAAGAUCCCGCGCCGAAGAGUGGUAUAGCCAAGUUCUUACCGAGUAACCCGUUCAGGAGCGCCACUGCGUAG